Molecule: messenger RNA, 2589 nt
Organism: Pestalotiopsis fici W106-1
Lineage: Eukaryota; Fungi; Ascomycota; Sordariomycetes; Amphisphaeriales; Sporocadaceae
Exons: 3
Coding region: 1-2589 (862 amino acids)
Biological process (GO): small GTPase-mediated signal transduction; cytoskeleton organization
Cellular component (GO): cytoplasm; division septum; plasma membrane
Molecular function (GO): GTPase activator activity
Source: RefSeq, a predicted model, not a curated record
AUGCCUGGUUUCGCCGACUCGUUCUGGUCGGCCGACUAUGCGGCAGGGCUCGGUGUUCUGUUUGGAAAGCUUCAACAAGGAGUACAAGAGAACCGACAGGUCCUGACCAUUGCCCGCUUGCGCGCCGAGGCAGAGGAGGUUUAUGGCCAAAAGCUAAGCGACAUUGCACCUGCUGCCGACAAGAUCGCCGGUGGCUUCUCUCGCGACGAUGGCGCCAGCACCAGAAAGGCCUACGAUGGCGUACGAGGUGAGAUGGAGGACGCCGCAAAGAACCACCUGAAGAUCGCCCAGAGUAUCCGGGAUUUGGUGGUGAACCCUUUCUCCAGGUGGUGUGAUGCGCAUGAGUCGCGCCUCCAGGAGUCGCAAGACGAACUUCAAGUCCGCAUCAAAGCCCAUGAUCGCCAGGCCGAGCUGGUCAAGAAGCUGCGCAGCAACUACUUCAACAAGUGUCGUCUCGUCGAGGAUCUCGAGGAAGAGAACAAGAUGGCCUUCCAAACCGCCGAAACGAGCCCAAAACAGCCAAGCAAUGUGCCUGAGAUUAAGAUUUCAGAAAACAAGGAAGAGGAAGAUGACGAAAUUUACGAGAUCGGAGACGAAACAUACCAGACCGAGCAGGUCAAGAAGAUUCUCGAACAUAUGAUCAACACCAUUAAGAUGGGCGAGACAAAGGUUCCUAUUCUUGGAACCUAUCUUAACACAUCCAGCGGAUCGGACAUUGUCGAAUACCUGCAGAGAUACAUGAACACUACAAGCAUGAGCUAUGCCGAGAGGAUUGGACAAGAUCUUAUCACCAACGGCUUUCUGCGCCUGGUUGGAAACGUUGGCAACACUUUUGCCAACAGCUCCAAGCUCUUCUACCAAUGGAAGCCCAGUGCUUUCAAAUUGGCCGGAGUCCCGGAAAAGAAGGCGGCACCCAUUUCCAGAACUUUCUCCAUGCCUACUUCUGAAGGUAGCACCGACUCUCCCGUGAUCGGCACCGUCAGUGAAUAUCUUCAAGGCUGGGGCCUCAACAACCAAUACCCGAACGAGACCCCGCCGGAUCGUCUUCGCCGCGAAGCCAGAGAAUCGGACGAGAAGUACAAGGCUGGUGUUCAAAAGCUGGACGAGAUGCGCUGUGAGCUGGAGGAGGCCAUUCUUCUCCACCUCAAGUUCCUGGAGCGCUGCGAGCUGGACAGAUUGAAGGCAGUCAAGACUGUGGUCCUCGACUUUUCGGGAACCAUUGGCAAUGUCAUCCCCAGUCUGCAGGCAACCGUCGACCGGAUGGUCCUGUAUCAAGAAACGGUUCAGCCAAUGGGCGACCUCCGUUAUCUAUUGGAAAACUACCGGACCGGCAGUUUUGCACCAAAAGUUGUAACAUAUGAGAACUAUUACAACAAGGUCGAUGAGCAGACGUUUGGCGUGGAUCUCGAGGCCCGUGCUAGAGCCGACAGGAAGCGUGUACCCAUCAUUAUCACAACUCUGCUCACAUAUCUGGACAGCCACUAUCCCGAUCUCGAGGGUGAUGCAGCCAGACGCGACGUAUGGCUUGUGGAGGUGCCUUUGGCACAAGUCCACAAGCUGCGGGCCAAGAUCAACAACGGUAAAGCUUUCACAGCUGAGACUUUGACGGAUGCCGAGGUUCCCACAGUCGCCAGUCUUCUAAAGCUUUACCUGCUCGAGCUUCCUGAUUCCCUUGUUUCUUCCCAUGUCUAUGAAAUCAUCCGCACAAUCUACAACACACCAGCAACUGAUGGCUCUGAAGAUGCGCGGAUCGGUGUUCUUCAGCAGACCCUCUCACAGCUCCGCCUUACCAACAUUGCCACCCUCGAUGCCUGCAUGAAUCAUUUUACCCGCCUGAUUGAUCUUACUUCUGCGGACGAGCAGUACGUUGCUGCUCUUGCUACAUCUUUGGCUCCCUGCAUUCUGCGGCCCCGCACCGAGACUUCCUUGACAAUGGAGGAGAAGCAUGCCUACCGAUUGAUUCGCGAUCUGUUCCAGCACAAGGACGCCAUCUUUUCUGAACUGAAGCGCAUGUCCACGCUGAACCACUCCAGCUCCGUUUCGGCACCUAGGCCGCGGGCGAUUAGCACCGACGAGAGUAACAGGCGCGCCCAUAUGGAGGAGCGCCAGCGAGCUCUUCUCGAGAAGGCUGGUGGCAGGAGUCGUGCUACUAGUCCCGCACCGAGUCCACGCCACCGCCGUGAUCGCAGUGUAGGAGGUCCCGAAACUCGAUUCCCCAUCCAGACCUCGCCGACAUCUACCACUGACCGUCACCGCGCGAGCAUGGCCAGCUUUCCCGGUGGUAUUGUGAAGCGGUCUAGUCUUGAGGUGCCCGACAACACCGGAACCGCACCAGCGCCCGCUAGCGAGAUCAACGGUGCCAAUGGCGAGGCUGCGACCGACGAGGGCUCUGUCAUUGAAAAGAGGAAUAGUCUGGGCCGCAGUAGCGCUAGAUUCGAACGUGGAAGACGUGUUACUGUUUCGAGGGACUCGGCUCCACCGGCAGCGAUUGGCGAGGAGGAAAACGCGGCGCCUGAAAGUGCUGCAGCACCAGAUUCUCCGUCGGCUGUUCACUCCGUAACCCUUGUCGAUAAGCCCAUGGAGGACUAG